This is a messenger RNA of Parnassius mnemosyne (clouded apollo), 1542 nucleotides long. The record is from the annotation of a GenBank genome assembly. Lineage: Eukaryota; Metazoa; Arthropoda; Insecta; Lepidoptera; Papilionidae.
AUGGUUUCGACGAGGCAGAUGAGUAGUAUUGGAAGCAAUAAUGGGAGUGGCGAUGGUGCUGGCCCAUCUCAUGCAGAGCCGGUGACGGUGUCCCGUGUGACACGGCACUCGAGCGCCUUGCUCCCGGGGGGCACUUCUCCGCAUGCCGGUUCUUCUAAAAAUACACUAGUACUGGCACCUAAAACAUUUACUACGAAUUUUCUUGAUUUGCCAGUGGAACUUGUAGAAAAGAUUUUGCGCUAUUUGGGAUUCAAAACCGUAUCACAACUAAGAAUGGUCAACAGGCAGUUCAACACAAUUUGCAGUAGUUUAUUGAACUCGACAUUCCAACGCUUACAAAAUCAGAUGUUGCAUAGAUUUCAAUCAAUAAAGGCUAAAAUGCCUAGAAGGGAGUCUGCCCGUCGAAGCCAUCCUUUGGCCUGUGAGUCAGAUAUCAUUGAAACAUUGCAUAUGAGACUGAGUCUACUGCAAAUGACAUUUGGGAAACAUAUUGAGAGGAAACAUUGUUGUUUUUUUCCUGGAGAGAUAUUGGAUGAAGUGUACAGUAUUUUAUCAUAUUUGAAAACUACCACAAAGUUGGCCAGACCUUAUAAAGUAACAGAUGAGUUGUUUGAUUUGACUACAAUGGCUAUGGAAUAUUUUAAAGAGCACAUUGAACCUAACUUGCCUGAAAUAACUUAUUUUGGUACGGAUUUCUUCGACAUUACUACUGCUUUUUCACCUGGUGAGAGCAGUAAAUCUUACAUCUGUCUGGAUUCCCCUCCGCCAAGCGGGUUCGAGUCCGGGUCGCAACAGGCUGGGGGUAGUUCAACCGGAGAACACCAUGUCUCUCCCAUGAACAUGUAUAUGGAGGAGAGUCUACCUCCCUCCCCGCCGCCGCCACAAAGCAACAUGGUCUUAAGAAAACGGAUACAUCGCAUCAAACAGGGCAUGAAAAAGUACAAUGAUCAACUUUCCGCAUUGCGUAGUGAUUUACGUAGCUGCAAACGCAAGACCGCCCUGCAACAGAAACAGAUAGCGGAACAACAGAAACAGAUCGCAGAACAACAAAAACAAACGCUAGAAUAUGCAAAUCGUCUUGACGAUUAUGACAAGAAAAAUGAGGAGACAAGUCGUAAAUUUCAAACUCUAUUACAGGAGUUGAAUAAAUGCAAGACGGAGCUGCAGUACUGGCGGUCGCGGUCGCCGGCCGUGCCGCCGCUGUGCGCCGAGUGCGGCGCCGCGCUGCGCCUGUCGCCCGUCGCCGCGCUCGCACAGUGGGCUGCUAACAGCAAUGUGGAGACAAAUGAGGUAGAAACCGCUGGUGGAAGUAAAGAAGCUGCCACAUUCCCAGCUGGAGUACCAACUACAGCAACAGUAGCGGAACCGGAACCUGCCACAGAGAUUCCGUCUCGCAAUGAGCACAAAUCGGAAGCUAGCAGCGGAGAGGAGAGUUCAACUCACACUCCACCGACUCGCCGCCGUGCCUCUGCCGAUGCUGCUUCAGCUUCUGUAACGCCUGAUCGCAAGAAACGCCGUCUAACGCGCCCUAGGAAACUUUGA